This is a messenger RNA of Camellia sinensis, 228 nucleotides long. The record is from RefSeq and is a predicted model, not a curated record. Lineage: Eukaryota; Viridiplantae; Streptophyta; Magnoliopsida; Ericales; Theaceae.
GUGACCAAGAAUUUGAAAGAUAUUCAAGGACCUGCCUUAGCUAUUGUUCUUGAACGACUGAAGCACUCUGGGGCUUUUCAAGUGGCUAAAACAAUAUCGAUGGGGCCAUCAUUGAAAAGUGGAUCAAAAGUUCACGAACCAGACGAGCACCCUCCCCAACAUAUUUCUUAACAAGUUCACGAAGCUAAAUUGUACAAGACUACUUGGCAGUAUGAGCAUUUUUUGGGA